AGGCACUCUCUUUCAUUUCUUGUCCGCUUUGAAGAGAGGAAGUUUCUUGCCAGAGGAAGGAUGGCCCGUACCAAGCAAACAGCUCGCAAGUCCACCGGCGGGAAGGCGCCUCGCAAGCAGCUGGCCACCAAGGCCGCCCGGAAGAGCGCCCCGGCCACGGGAGGCGUCAAGAAGCCGCACCGCUACCGGCCGGGCACCGUGGCCCUGCGCGAGAUCCGGCGCUACCAGAAGUCGACGGAGCUGCUGAUCCGCAAGCUGCCCUUCCAGCGGCUGGUGCGCGAGAUCGCGCAGGACUUCAAGACCGACCUGCGCUUCCAGAGCUCGGCGGUGAUGGCCCUGCAGGAGGCCAGCGAGGCGUACUUGGUUGGCCUCUUUGAGGAUACCAACCUGUGCGCCAUCCACGCCAAGCGCGUCACCAUCAUGCCCAAGGACAUCCAGCUGGCCCGCCGCAUCCGGGGCGAGAGGGCUUAAGGCGCCGCAGCAACAGGGAGCGAACCGUAGGAACAUCAACAAAGGCUCUUUUAAGAGCCACUA
Messenger RNA from Hemicordylus capensis (graceful crag lizard), 534 nucleotides. Its product is annotated as histone H3. The transcript has a single exon. Gene Ontology annotation, cellular component: nucleosome. Gene Ontology annotation, molecular function: DNA binding; protein heterodimerization activity; structural constituent of chromatin. NCBI's taxonomy places the organism in Eukaryota, Metazoa, Chordata, Lepidosauria, Squamata, Cordylidae. Bases 61 to 471 code for a protein of 136 amino acids. The record is from RefSeq and is a predicted model, not a curated record.